Amphibalanus amphitrite is the source of this 768-nucleotide messenger RNA. Its product is annotated as solute carrier family 25 member 45-like. Gene Ontology annotation, cellular component: mitochondrion. Gene Ontology annotation, biological process: transport. Gene Ontology annotation, molecular function: transmembrane transporter activity. The transcript has 2 exons. Bases 1 to 768 code for a protein of 255 amino acids. NCBI's taxonomy places the organism in Eukaryota, Metazoa, Arthropoda, Thecostraca, Balanomorpha, Balanidae. The record is from RefSeq and is a predicted model, not a curated record.
AUGACCUCUGUGUGGCACGAGCUGGCGGCCGGCAGUGUGGGCGGCAUGGCCGGUAUCCUGGUGGGCCACCCCGCCGACACCAUCAAGGUCCGCCAGCAGACGCUCGGCGGCUCUCCUCUGGCCACCCUGCGCACCACACUGAAACACGAGGGCACGCGCGGCCUCUACAAAGGCAUGGCGUUUCCCCUGGUCACUAACGGCCUGCUGAACGCCAUCUACUUCGGCGCGUACUCGGGCGCACUGCGAGGCCUGGACUGGGCGCUGGGCGGCCCGGCGGGCGGCGGCUCCGCCGACAGGCCGCCCGACACGGGUCGGCUGUUCGUGGCCGGCUGCGUGGGCGGCGUGGCGCAGCUGGUGGUCGCCACGCCCGUGGACCUGGUGAAGAUUCAGCUGCAGACGCGCACUGAGGGCGCCGGCUGGCGCGCGCACUACACGACCGCGGCGCGCGGUCCGCUCGGCUGUCUGGCCGAGCUGUACCGGCGGCGCGGUGUGCGCGGCUGGUACCACGGUCUGGGCGCCAUGGCCGGCCGAGACGUGGCCUCGUUCGGCCUCUACAUCACGCUGUACGAGCGGGCCAGCUGGGAGCUGCGCCGGCUCCUCCGGGACGGGCCGCGAGCCCUGUUCGCCGGCGGCACGCUGCUGGCGGCGCGAGCGUUUGUGGUGAACGCCGUCAUCUUCCUGGGUUAUGAGUGUGGUCUGGAGGCGAUCCACUGGCUGGAGUACCGACCGAACUCCACUGCCGUGCUAGCGUCGUCGGGAGAGGACUAG